Messenger RNA from Humulus lupulus (European hop), 1434 nucleotides. RefSeq lists its product as uncharacterized. The transcript has 11 exons. Lineage: Eukaryota; Viridiplantae; Streptophyta; Magnoliopsida; Rosales; Cannabaceae. The record is from RefSeq and is a predicted model, not a curated record. The annotation marks the transcript as partial.
UAUCAAUCCACAAUAUGUAGGGAUAUCUAUUUUAGCAUCAGUCAACGUUUGUUAUGUAGAAGCUGUUAUGUAUCAGUUAAAGAUAUAGACAGUGCUCUGAAAUUAAGGGUUAGAAUAGCGGCAUUGGAUUGCAUCAAGGAUCUUUGUCAAGCUGAUUCUAAAUCAUUUGUUACUCAAUGGACAUUGCUCUUGCCAACCUGUGAUGUAUUACAACCAAGGAAGUUUGAAGCAACUCUGAUGACAUGCUUGCUAUUUGACCCUUAUUUGAAGGCAAGGAUUGCAUGUGCCUCAACUUUGGCAGUCAUGUUGGAUGGAUCUUCUUCAGUUUUUUUGCAGGUAGCAGAAUACAAGGAACCUUCAAAAUCUGUAUCUUUCACAGCACUUUCAAUUUCCUUGGGGUAUAUCUUGAUGCAGUUGCAUACAGGUAUUCUUUACUUGAUUCAGCGGGAAAACCAUGGUAGAUUGCUGGUGUCCUUGUUCAAAAUUCUCAUGCUUUUGAUAUCAUCCACACCAUAUUCAAGAAUGACUGCUGAACUGUUGCCAACAGUUAUAACAUCUAUAGAAAAAAGGAUUGAAGUCAGUUUCCCUUUCAGAAAUGACCAGACAUGUCUACUGACUGCUUCUUUUAGUUGUUUGACAGCAGCUUUCACUAUCUCACCAUCCUCAACACAAGUUAAAGAAGUGCUUCUUAAAGAGAUGAAUGAAGGUUAUAUUGAGGUUGAAAAGAAGCCAGGUGUUCUUCUUACUUUGUUUCAUUAUUUGGAAAAAACUCUCAGAGCUGUUUCACACAAUUAUCCAGUCAUAAUGUUUUCCUGUUGGGAACAAGUUUCCACCAUGGUUUCUGGAUUUUUGAGGGUUGCAACACCUAAAGCUAAUACAAGACCGUGGAAGGCGCAUGUUGGCAAUACAAUGGGACCUUUUGGCGAAAAGAUUAUUAUAGCAGCUAUAAAGGUUUUGGAUGAAUGUCUUCGUGCAAUAUCGAGGUUUAAAGGAACUGAGGAUCUUUUAGAUGAUAAAUUACUGGAAACCCCAUUUACUUCUGAUAACAUAAGGAUGAAGAAAUUUUCGUCGUCUCCAUUGAAAAGCAACGUGGUGCCAGAUGCCUUGAGCCAGAGAGGUCCGGGACAUUCAUUCAGUUUGAAGCAUAUAUGGAAAGAGUUGGCAGAAGAGAUGACUAGUGCAAGGAUAGAACUUGCGGUGGAUCAGUUAGCCAACGUCACCUUAAAAUAUAUUCUUUUGGAGAGGAGAAAGGCAAGUCAGCUGAUUGAUCCUCAGUUGAUGAAGCACAGAGGGGAUGUCCUAGCUAGACUAGCUAAGGACUAUACUAUUUCAUCGAUGGGUUUCCUGAGGUACAAGGAGCGGAUUUGUCUUUCGAUAGAAUCUUCUAUCAGACGAGAGAUUCUAGAUGAAUCUCAGAUGACACCGUAUUCAUAG